AUGUACCUUAUGUCCAAGGGACUGUGGGAUGCAGUGCUUGGUGGAGCAGGCGUCACGGCGAUGAAGGAGCAGCAAGGGCAUACUGCGAUCGUGCUCAAUUUGAAGGACUCCAGCUGGUUCACGUCAUUAAUGCAACCAUUGCUCACGAAACCUGGGCAGCACUGGAGGGGGUUUUAUCGAACGCAGGACAUGGCAAGCCGGAUAUGGCUCAAGGAGAAGUUUGCUUCAUUCAAGUAUACGGCAAAGGACAUGAGCGCGCACGUGAUGGAGCUAGAGCAACUAGUACUGCAGAUGAGAAGCGCGUAUUGUGAGCCAAAUGAGGAGGAUGUGUGCGCGACGAUGCUGCGCAGCCUGUCAGCAGCGUACGAGAGCCUGGUGCAGGUAUAUCGCAUGAACGUGACUCAAUUCAGCUUUAGUAACCUCGUAAGCAAGCUGAUCGCCGAGGAGGUGCGCAAGCAGGAAUCAUGCCGCAUUGAGAGCGCUACACGUGGGCAAGCAACACGAAAAGCGCCAGUUCACCAGAAAGAGUGGCGGUCAGCGCAAAAACGAAGCGAAAGUUCAGUGCUACCAUUGCGGGAAGCGCGGACGCUACGCGCGCGACUGCUGGGCGAAGGCUAG
This is a messenger RNA of Plasmopara halstedii, 618 nucleotides long. Its product is annotated as copia protein (gagintpol protein). The record is from RefSeq and is a predicted model, not a curated record. The coding region runs from base 1 to 618 and encodes 205 amino acids. The transcript has a single exon. Lineage: Eukaryota; Oomycota; Peronosporomycetes; Peronosporales; Peronosporaceae.